This is a messenger RNA of Sycon ciliatum, 4613 nucleotides long. RefSeq lists its product as uncharacterized. NCBI's taxonomy places the organism in Eukaryota, Metazoa, Porifera, Calcarea, Leucosolenida, Sycettidae. The coding region runs from base 198 to 4343 and encodes 1381 amino acids. The record is from RefSeq and is a predicted model, not a curated record. The transcript has 24 exons.
AGUUUGAAGUGAAUUCAUGAACCUUGAUCUUCGUCUUGGUUCGCCAUUGCAUUGGCAUUGGCUUUUCCUAUUUCGAUGAAGCGCUUGUAAUAUCAUUGUUGACCUCUGGGCAUUUAUAAAACCGAGCAAAUAAGAGUGAAAACUACUUCUUCGUGCAUGUAGUGUUAACGUUGUGUGUGGAUCUCCUCAAUUUCACCAUGUUGUCACGUUUGAGGUGGACAGUGUCCUCUGGUCAGCGUUGCACAUCUCUAAGGACUCGUCCCAGUGUCUCUGGGCGAAUGUAUUGUAGUUCUCACGCCGAAGAGCUUCAAAGUGCUGAAGUAGACGAUACCAGAAAGAGUUUGGAGAAGGAGGACAUUCACAGAAGUGUCCUGGAGCUUGGAAGUACCCCUGUCCCUAAAUCUUACGUACUGCCUACAAAAAAGCUUAAUUCUGCUCAUUGGCUGAAGAAAGAGCUGCAUUCAGAACUCCAGAAAGGGCGUACAUUUUCUCGUCCCCAAGUCUUACAUGUGGUGAAGUGUUACGAUAGAGCACUGAGAGAAUGUCAAGGUGGCAAUACAGAUAAGAUCCAUGUCCUUGGACUGCUCAACAACAACUACGUUCACAAUGCAAUAGACCGCGGUGGUAUCAUUCCAGCGGAGGAGUGUUCAGCUUUGGUGCCGUCAGUUCGGAGAAUCGUGGAGUUUUCUGAAGGGAAUAUUGAAUUCUGGCGAAGAUGGCUUCAGUCACUACUGCAGUCUAUUGCCACAUCCAAGUUCUUGGACAAUGUUGAAGAUUCCUCCAAAUUGGAAGAGUUCCUUGAAGCUCUGGUCAUGCAGAGGUCUUGGCCUAGUUUCCAGCCGUUCCUUCAGACUUUGCAACCUGCACUGCCUGUAGUGAUGUCUCGUGCAGACGAGGUUCCAUCUGAUUUACUGAUCUCACUGGGCCGCAGUCUGUUUACAUCGUUCCAGCAGCAGCAGCAGCACGUUCCACUCUCCCCUUUCGACUCGGCACUUACUCAACCAUCUUCUUGCCAACUGCAGCAGGACUACCAAGAGUCGGUGCUUCCAGAGCUGUGUUUCCGAGCCCUAGACUUCUCUCCCGAGCAGGUAUGUAGCUUUGUCAAGCUAUGGUCCAAGAUUGGCUUCACCGUGCCAUUUCCUGCCGACGUUGUGAAGUCUCAUUUGGAUGUAUGGCCCGUUGGGCAACCAGAAGAUUUAGCAGCUCUGAUGGCUACUCUCUCUGUUCUUGUGGAAGGCGGUGGUAAUGGCAAGUAUGGCAUUGACGUGAAGGAGCUCCUGAAAACCCAUGCAGCUGCACUGAAGAAGCUACCAGGCUCAGUUGCUAUGCACUUCAAGAGUACUAUUCCGUAUUUUCCCUGGGAUGCAAAGAUACAAAUGCUGAGAUCUCUUGUGAACUAUUCGACUGGUGCUUCUAUUCCGACAUCUGUGGAGAUCCUUCAGCUGCUGUCUGCCUGCAAUGUGCAUGAUAGUUCGCUUUUUGUAGAUGUGUUGUCGCUGAUUACGUCCGCCAAAGAUCCAUCGCCAAUGAAAGAUGCAGGUCACUUGUUGACGAUUGCACGCACUGUGCCACAUCACGUGGGCCAGCCGCUGCCCAACCGAAUCAUGUCACCCAAGGAAUGGUCGUUUUGGAACUUCUACCACAAGCAUCUACUGGAGAGUACUGUUGUUCGUUUGGAGCAUGCAGUGGAAAUCUUCAACUGUCUGAAAUCCGCAUCAGCUGCUUACAAACUGGUGACUGUAUGUGGCAUUAAGCGGGCCUCGGUUUUCGACAAGGAAGCUGAGGAGAGGGUCUAUGAGGCAACCAGUCAUGCCUUGGUUGAGAUCUUUACCACUUACCCUCCGCAUUGGACGCAGAGGCAAAGCUUGGCAAUGGAAAAGCUCUUUUCGAAAACGGUUGCGAAGAUUGUGCACGACAUCUUCAGGCGAGGUCUCGCGCUGCCGCAUUGCUGCCUCGAUCUUGUUAAUCUUCAUGAGAAAGUUGAUAAGACAAACGUGUUCGGUGUACCACAUGAGGUGCUGCAUCUUAUCCAUGCCGUUGUUGGAGACAUGCCACUGAGAAGAGUUUUGGACUUGUUACGCUUGACUGCUGAUAUCAAAAAGCAAACGAAGUAUGUCUUCCUUCCCGACAUUCUGGAAGAGAUCGGAAAGCGUAUUGUGGCCUUGUCGACAUAUGAGUAUGUAUCAGCUCACCACUGUACUAGUCUCCUGAGCGAAGUGUAUGUGCUGAGCCAGGCCGCUCAUGACAGCAGUGCCGCCUCGAAUCAAUGCCAACCCUCGGAUCAGCAGUCUCAUGUGCCAGCGCCAGCAACGCCUGCAUCAGCCGGUGCCAGUCCACUGCUGCGCACUGUGUAUGCGCGCAUGUGGCCGAAACUGGAGGCUGCACGAAGAAGAGAUCUGUUCAGCUUGGAGGAGCACGCUGCUGUCUUGGCCAACGCUUGGCAGAAUGAUAUACCCGCUGAACAAAGCCAGACGAUUUUACUGAGGCUGCUGAUAAACUAUGCCAGCUUGAGAGCACCAACUCCAAGUGAUCAAGAGCUGGUUUUGGAAGCAUUGACAUCCUAUACCUCCUGUGGAAGGUUUAGAUGUGUGGAAGUGCCCACAGAGCCCCACUGGCAACAGUGGCAUGAGACCCUGGGUUCUGCAGUCACGUCCCUUCUCCAAGCUGUGGAACGUCUCGAUGAUCAUGAUGGCAAAGGAGUGCAGUACCGUGAGACCUUGGCGCUCAUCUGUGCACAUCUUGGAAUAUCUGGUCCUAAGUUGGAGGAGUUGCUACUGUCACAGGCUCUGUGCGAUGCAUCGCCCAAGAGCGUUCCAGUACUGGCUGUCGGUAGAAAUUCAAUGCCAGUGCUGUGGAACUUUACCGAUGGUGUUGCCAAGCUCCCACCGUCGUUGAUGGAUAUCGUCAAGCAUUGCCACUUAGCGCAUGAUUUCUUUACUGAUGGCUCACCCUACAUGCGCACUGCAUUGCAAGGACUCGCCACACCGCUUAUCGCCGUUCUAGAUCGCGUACAUGAUGGUUACAUGCACGACUGCGGCUCAGAUUUACUGGAUGUGGCCAUGGCGAAAACGUUUGAACAUUUAGUGCCAGUGUGGAAAGAGCAUUUCAGUGGUCUGUUUGAGGACUUGAAUUUGCUUGACCUCUGUGCCCUGCUCAAGUUGCUUCGCUUGUCCAGCCUCAGCCCUGACCGUCUGCCUGUAUAUCACAAGAUACUCAGUUCUGCCGUGUGCUUUCACCAUGAUCAACUUGGACAAAUGAACUCUCAGGCCAUGGGGCAUGUUCUGUCGGAGAUGUGUGCAAGUGAAGUCUGCUACCCAGCUGUUGUGCAGAAGGUAGCUCCGAAGCUGAUCUGGAUGCUGCAUAACGGCGGCCCAUCUCUUGUUACCUUGCCGCUUAUCAACAGUAUUCUCACGUACAUGAAAACCGCAAAUAUCCAGGAUGAAUCUGCUCUGGUACAAGCAAGGCUCUGUGUCUCUAGCUUGGUGGAAGGAAACCUUGGCUACUUGCAGGAGGCAUCGCCAAUGACUACACAUCUUGCUGAAUGUAGCUUCCUCUUGGCCCAGCACGGUGUACCGUAUAAGGCCGACCCGAACGUGCUGCACCAGCUGCACACACUACCUCGCGUAUCACUGAUUGUUAGCAGUCUCCUCAACGCCCAGUCAUGCCAUACCAUCUCCUAUGACAAGUCUGUGCAGAUGUUGCAUGACUUGGAAAUCUAUGAUAAGGACGCUUCAAUACCAGCGUUCUUACCGUGGUGUCUGUGUUUGUACUUCUACACAACACCGUACAAGACUGAUGCCAAACUCAACAGCAUACUCAGCCUUACCAUGAAUGUCCGUCAUAAGGAGGUCAUAGCUUCUGCAGCAUUCAAGUGGCCAGAGCUGGACGUAAUGCGCUCCAUGUCGGCAAUGUUGGCGCAAGCACUUGAUGGGCCUGUCUCCACGCAAGUGAAACUAGCUGGUGUUGUGCGUGUGCCAUUCGUCGCCGCGCUGUCGGCAGAUGGAACUGUGCUACCUCAAUCUGUGAACUCGACUGGGCACAUUGUGUGGCCGGAUGACACCGUGCAUCAUGUUGCAUGGCUUGUGAUGCCAGAUGCCAGGCCGGAUGGGAGCAUACCUAUCGAUGCUCAGACCAUUGUUGACUUUGAAGCAAAUCUUCUCGAAGCUAUUGGCUGGAAAGUGAUGAUGGUUGUUGCCAAGGAUAUUACAAAUGCGAAGGUGUCACCCAAGAGCUUAGUCAGUGACCUCUCAGCUAAGUUGAAGAUACAGAUUGCCAAGGAGUCAGCAUUGACAAGUAGGAACAUUGAUUCAUCUGCUUUGCUCAGUGUUGCUCGAUUUGCGUAGGACAUUCUGCUGGUCUCAUCACUUGUAUUGACUUUUUAUUGCUCGCAUGUAUGUUUUUUCAUUCUUCUUUUUUUGCCAUAGCUCAUUCCUCUGCUGGACAGAGUGGUGUUUAACCCCCUUGCACGAACCCAACCACGCACUAAGUGACUUGACUUGUUGCUAAUAGAGAUGCUGUCGACUUAUAUCUGUUUCUUUCAAUUUAUUUACACUUCUUUUUAAUCCAGAAGAAAGGACCAAAGGUUGAAAUGUUAUCCGUAGUGGUCCAACGAA